AUGAAGGGAGAAAUCAAGAAUUGCCCAAAAUCCCUUGAAGAAAUGAUUAGUUUCUCAAAGUUUACCUUAGGCAAAAAAAAGUUACUUGCAAUGGCUUCACAACGCACAAAAAAAGGUGACUUCCAGAUAAGAACGAUCAAAAAAUUUGAUAGAAAGAAAGUAGUGGCCUGCGAUGAAGUUUAUCUUCCCUUUGCAGCCUAUUUCUGCCAUUCAAUCUCUUCAACUCAAAUCUAUGCUGUAGACUUGGUUGAACCCGAGACUCGACUCCCAGUUAGCACUGUGAUUGCGAUGUGUCAUAUGGAUACCUCAGGUUGGCCUGCAAAUCAUGUGGCUUUUAAGAUUCUGUAA
Molecule: messenger RNA, 348 nt
Organism: Fraxinus pennsylvanica
Lineage: Eukaryota; Viridiplantae; Streptophyta; Magnoliopsida; Lamiales; Oleaceae
Source: the annotation of a GenBank genome assembly